UGUCAGCCCAAACGGAGUGCCUUCACCACAUCUAAAAGCCGUUGUGAUUUACACGAGCUAUGACUGCCUUCCGUAUGGUAUGGUCAAUGUUGUUGGCUUCUUUACUGCUGCUGCUCGCGGCGUCGUCCGCUGCCCCCGCCGACGCCUUAUCCGCCCCUGCGGCAGGCCUCACCAAACGCUCGCUCUUCGACCCUUCCUGCACCGGCGUCUUCGACCGGCAGCUCUUGCGGAGGCUGCGUCGAGUGUGUGACGACUGUUUCAACGUAUUCAGGGAACCCAACGUAUCUACUGAAUGCAGAAGUAACUGUUACAACAAUGAAGUGUUCCGCCAGUGUAUGGAAUACCUCCUCCCGCCUCACCUUCACGAAGAGCACAGACUAGCUGUCCAGAUGGUCGGGAAAUAGAUUCACGGUUAAGACGCUGCAACCCACUUCGCUGACGACAGGAAUCCGAUGAUAGUAAAAGGCACCCUAAUUCCACUUAUUCUACAGCAUAGCACUGAGUCCUCGAUCGCUGUAACGAAUGGUUUCCAAUGCUGAAGACACUAUGAAAUGAAGCUGACUUCCACUCUAAGAAAUAAGAAUGAAAGGGUGCAGUUUGCCAUUAUAUUGGGACUAUCGUGACACAUUUAGUUCGGCCACUGAUCACAGUAUAGAAAAUAUAUAUACACAUGAACGCCAUUUAUCAGGAAACUGGAGAAAAAAUAUCACUGAAAGAGAUUGUUCUUAGGACUCGAGGCUUUAAUUAACAUUAGAAUAGGUAUUUGUGAUGUUUUAUUAUGUUUAAAUUUACGAAUAAAGCACUGGCAUGC
Messenger RNA from Penaeus vannamei (Pacific white shrimp), 811 nucleotides. Its product is annotated as crustacean hyperglycemic hormones-like. The record is from RefSeq and is a predicted model, not a curated record. NCBI's taxonomy places the organism in Eukaryota, Metazoa, Arthropoda, Malacostraca, Decapoda, Penaeidae. Gene Ontology annotation, biological process: circadian rhythm. Gene Ontology annotation, molecular function: neuropeptide hormone activity. Gene Ontology annotation, cellular component: extracellular region.